Molecule: messenger RNA, 3179 nt
Organism: Sesamum indicum (sesame)
Lineage: Eukaryota; Viridiplantae; Streptophyta; Magnoliopsida; Lamiales; Pedaliaceae
Product: putative late blight resistance protein homolog R1B-17
Biological process (GO): defense response to other organism
Molecular function (GO): ADP binding
Source: RefSeq, a predicted model, not a curated record
AUAUUUUCAAGUAUUCUUGCUGAUCGCUGAUGGAGAGGAAUGAAGACAGCUGAAGAAGACCCAGUUUAGUAAUCGGGUCAACUCUCCAAAAACUUCAAUCCCAAAUUCCCAUUCCAUUGUCUGAAACUCCAGCAUGUAGAAGUUCCGGGGAACAAUAAGUGUUUGAAGAAGAGCCGCUGAGAUACGAUGGCGGACGCCGCUGUCGAAUUUCUACUGGAGAACCUCAAGCAGCUGCUUCUCUACAACGCCAACCUGAUUCUCGACAUCAAGGUCCAGGUUGAGUUCCUGUACAACGAUCUCAGCUUGUUCAAAGCUUUCCUCAAGGACUCCACGGAGAAGCGCAGCAAGCAUGAGACUUUGAAGGAACUGGUGAAGCAGAUCAGAGACGUGGUUUACGAGGCUGAAGAUGCCAUUGAUACGUUUGUGGCCCACGCGGCUGUGCACAAGGCCCGGAAGCAUAUCGAGAAAGCUUUCCACAUAUUCGAUUAUCCGGCGAAGCUCCGGAGCGUGGCCAAGGAUAUUGAGCAGAUCAGGGCAAAGGUGAAGGAUAUUUAUGAGAACAAGAAGUUUGGGUUUGAAGCUCUCCACGUUGGUGAUGGAGCUGACAGAGGAACUAAAGAGAAAAAGCCUCCUAUAGUUGAAGAAGACAAUGUUGUGGGUUUUGAAGAUGAGGCAGAAAAAGUGAUCAAUCUUCUCACUGGAGGAUCUGAUGAACUAGAAGUUAUCUCAAUUGUUGGGAUGCCUGGCCUUGGUAAGACAACACUGGCUAAAAUGAUUUAUCGUGAUCCCAAAAUUGAAUAUGAGUUCUAUAGUCGUGCAUGGAUUUAUAUUUCUCAAGAUUAUAGCAGAAAGGAAGUCUUCCUUAAUAUUCUGAGUAAUUUCACCCAACUUACUGAUUCCAUGUAUAAGAUGAAUGAUGAAAAUUUGGCUAAAGAGCUCUGUAGAAUUUUGGAGAAAGGAAAAUAUUUGAUCGUCAUGGAUGAUGUUUGGAGCGAAGAGGCCUGGAAUGAUCUCAAGGUUGCCUUCCCUAAGAACAACAAGCGGAGUAGAAUAUUGAUAACUAGUCGUAUUAAGAGAGUUGCUAGGCAUGCUAAUCCCAGCAGGGAACCUCAUAAUUUGCGUUUUCUAACGCCUGAUGAGAGUUGGAGGUUACUCCAAAGAAGGGCACUAGGUGCAGAGAACUGCCCGGAGGAGUUAGUUAAAGACGGAAAGCAUAUAGCCAAUGAAUGUCGUGGGCUACCACUUGCAAUAGUGGUAAUUGGAGGGAUUCUGCUACAAAAAGGAACAGACUGGUGGGAGCAAGUUGCUAAAAGUGUUGAUGCAUAUAUUGCCAUGGACCAGGAGAAACGUAUGGACAAUUUUAUAGCUCUAAGUUACAAUCACCUACCUUACCAUUUAAAAGCAUGCUUUAUCUACUUCGGGAUGUUCCCUGAAGACUGUGAGAUUCCAGUGUGGAAACUGGUUCGCUUGUGGAUUGCUGAGGGGUUCAUACAGCAGAAGGAGGAAAUGAGCUUGGAGGACAUUGGAGAGGAGUACUUAGAGGAUCUUGUCAACAGGAAUUUAGUGAUGGUAGGACUGUACAGAUCAAAUGGUAAAAUUAAAACAUGCCGUAUUCAUGACAUGCUGCAUGAAUUUUGCACGAAGGAAGCGAAAGAAGAGAACUUUUUCCAAGAAAUUAAGAAUUUUGAUCAAUGUACCUACAUGUCUUCCAACCCUGCCUUAGAAAGGUACCGUCGCCUUUGCAUUCAUUCCCGUGUUUUGAACUACAUUUCCACAAAACCAGUUGGUCCACGUGUUCGUUCCUUCUUGUGUUUCUCCAAUGAGGAAACAAUCUUACAAGCAGAGCACAUUUCAUCCAUCCCUGGAGCAUUUAAACUGCUUAGAGUAUUAGAUGCUAAAUCUAUCAUUUUCACGCGUUUCCCAACUGAUCUUACUCAACUGGUUCAUUUGAGGUAUAUUGUUCUUUCUAGUAAUUUCAAGGUUCUACCUGUGGCCUUCUCCUCCCUCUGGAAUAUUCAAACUCUUGUCAUUGUAACAUCUUCACGUACCCUUGAAAUUAAAGCAGACAUAUGGAAGAUGAUUCAGUUAAGACACUUAAAAACAAAUGCAUCCACAGCUUUGCCAGGUCCUCUUUCCAAAUCAAGAAAAAGUAAAGAUGAUGCUCUGAUGAUUGGGAGCCUACAAACACUUUCGACUGUAUCACCUGAAAGUUGCACGGAAGAUGUGUUUGCUCGGGCUCCUAACCUGAAAGUUUUGGGCAUUCGUGGUCAGUUGGCUAAACUUCUGGAAAACAAGAGCGGAAGUAUGUUGUUUGAUAGUUUGGGGAAAUUGAGUCAUCUUGAAAAUUUAAAGCUACUGAACGAUGUAUUUCCUCGCCCACCUUCUGAAGGAAAAUUGACUAACCUUCCGCAGAGGUAUAAAUUUCCUCCAAAGCUGAAGAAACUUACUUUAUCGGAUACCUUACUUGAUUGGAAUGACAUGUCGACCCUGGGAAUGUUGGAAAACCUUGAAAUCCUUAAAUUGAAAGAUAAUGCAUUCAAAGGGGAGUGGUGGCAGCCGGAGGAUGGGGGUUUCCGAGCUCUCAGAAUUUUGCAUAUUGGAAGGAGUGACUUAGUUUCUUGGAAUGCUUCGGCUCGUCACUUUCCCAGACUUAAACAUCUUUUUAUUAAACAUUGCAGUAGCCUUGAAGCACUCCCAUCAGGUUUUGCAGAUAUUUCAAGCCUCCAGCUAGUGGAACUCUACUGCACCACCAGAUCAGCAGCUGCUUCUGCUAGAAUAAUUCAGGAGAAGAAAAAACAGAUGCAAGUCGAGCAAAGCACAAGAGGCACCGGAUUUAAGCUGUCUAUUUAUCCCCCAGAUCAAUAAUCUGAGCUCCAGCAUUUCUAGUCUGACAGGUGGGAUUUUCAACAACCGGAAAUGCCAAAGAUGUGAAAAAAAUGGAAUUAGAUGGUGGAGCAUUGCUCAGUCUUGUUGCACCUGCCAGAAAGAAAGAAACUUUGUACUUCAUUUGUUGUUGUCUUGGGCUGCACAACAUCCACAUUUUCUGUCAUCCAACGUGCUCAACUUGUGUCUACCACUGUGUUUUUUGUAUUCGAAAUUGCCCCUCUGUUUUGUGAUACUUGUGAGUUACUUCAAUAAUGAAAUUUCAUGAAUAUUCAGUACAAAGAUUUGUGUUGUCA